AUGACGUCAAAAGGUGAAAUCCAGAGCCUCUCCGCGUAUGGAGUCGCUCGGGCCACCAUCCAGGGGACCCCCUUGAGCGAGAACGAGCUCCGCAAGAUGGAUGCUUAUUUCCGUGCGAGCAUGUAUCUUUGUCUCGGCAUGCUUUAUCUGCGCGACAAUCCUCUUCUCAAAGAGCCUCUCAAGGUGGAACAUCUCAAGGCUCGAUUACUGGGCCACUGGGGUUCCGACGCUGGUCAAUCCUUCACAUGGAUCCACAUGAACCGCUUGAUCAAGAAAUAUGACUUGGACGUAUUGUUCAUCUCUGGCCCCGGACAUGGUGCUCCUGGCAUUCUCUCGCAGUCAUACCUCGAGGGUGUAUACACCGAGGUCUAUCCGGAGAAGACGCAGGACGAAAAGGGCAUGCAGCGAUUCUUCAAGCAGUUCUCCUUCCCCGGCGGAAUUGGUAGCCAUGCAACCCCAGAGACCCCCGGAAGUAUCCACGAAGGAGGUGAGCUCGGAUACUCGAUCUCCCAUGCCUUCGGAACCGUCUUUGAUCACCCGAAUCUCAUCACGCUGACCAUGGUGGGUGAUGGUGAGGCCGAGACUGGCCCACUGGCCACCAGCUGGCACAGCAACAAGUUCCUCAACCCGAUCACCGACGGCGUAGUUCUGCCGGUGCUCCAUCUCAACGGUUACAAGAUCAACAAUCCCACCAUCCUGGCCCGAAUUAGUCACGAAGAAUUGGAAAUGCUCCUCAAGGGAUACGGAUGGACGCCGUACUUUGUCGAAGGAAGCGACCGUGAGAGCAUGCACCAGGCCAUGGCGGCCACCCUCGAGCAUUGUGUGUUGGAAAUCAAGAAGAUCCAGAAACAGGCGCGCGAGUCCAACAAGGCCUUUCGCCCUCUCUGGCCUAUGAUCGUCCUUCGGUCGCCCAAGGGAUGGUCUGCGCCCAGAGAAAUUGAUGGCAAAUACCUCGAGGGCUUUUGGCGUGCCCACCAGAUCCCUAUCACCGAUGUGCAGAGCAAACCGGAUCACUUGAAGGUGCUGGAGAACUGGAUGAAGGGGUACAAGCCAGAGGAGGUCUUCAAGAACGGCACACUGAUACCCGAAUUGAAGGAACUGGCUCCGACAGGCAACUCUCGCAUGAGCGCCAAUCCGGUCGGCAACGGUGGUCUCCUAAGACGACCGAUGGAUCUGCCUGAUUUCCGCGACUACGCCCUGACCGAUAUCGAGCCAGGCGUCACCAUCCGUCCCAGCAUGACCAAUAUGUCCAAGUAUCUGCGUGACGUGGUGGCCAGGAACAUGACCACCUUCCGAGUCUUUGGACCCGAUGAGACCGAGUCCAACAAGCUUGGCGAGAUCUACAAGGCGGGUAAGAAGGUAUGGAUGGCUGAGUACUUCAAAGAAGAUGAGGACGGCGGCAACCUGGACAUGCAGGGACGUGUGAUGGAGAUCCUCAGCGAGCACACCUGCGAAGGCUGGCUGGAGGGCUACAUUUUGUCUGGCCGACACGGGAUGCUCAACAGCUACGAGCCCUUCAUCCAUGUGAUCGACUCGAUGGUCAACCAACACUGCAAGUGGAUUGAAAAAUGCCUCGCGGUUGAAUGGCGCGCCAAGGUUUCCUCGCUCAAUAUCCUCCUGACCGCGACCGUGUGGCGUCAGGAUCACAAUGGAUUCACGCACCAGGACCCCGGAUUCCUCGACGUAGUCGCUAACAAGAGCCCCGAGGUCGUGCGGAUCUACCUCCCUCCCGACGGUAACACCCUCCUGUCGACCAUGAACCACUGCUUCCGCAGCGUCAACUAUGUCAAUGUCAUCGUGGCCGACAAGCAGGAGCACGUGCAGUUCCUCAACAUGGAGGAGGCGAUUGAGCACUGCACCAAGGGAGUCGGCAUCUGGGACUGGGCUAGCAACGAUCAGGGCUGUGAGCCCGAUGUGGUCCUGGCAUCCUGCGGCGAUGUCGCUACGCACGAAGCCCUGGCCGCGACGGCUCUGCUGCGCGAGCACCUACCUCAGCUCAAGGUCCGUUUCGUCAACGUUGUUGACCUGUUCCGGCUCAUCUCCGAUAUCAAUCAUCCACACGGUAUGCCCGACCGCCAAUGGGGGGCCAUCUUCACCACCGACAAACCGAUCAUCUUUAACUUCCACUCGUACCCCUGGCUCAUCCACCGUCUCACCUACAAGCGUCCGGGUCAGCACAACCUGCACGUGCGGGGCUACAAGGAGAAGGGCAACAUCGAUACGCCAUUUGAACUGGCUGUACGGAAUCAGACCGACCGGUACAGCUUAGCGAUCGACGCCAUCGAUCGUAUCCCGUCCCUUGGCAAUACCGCCUCGGGGGUGCGGGAGCGUUUGAUCAAUCUCCAGCUGGCCGCGAAGAACAAGGCGUUUGACGACGGCAUUGAUCCAGAUUAUAUUCGCAAUUGGACCUGGGAUUAUCCGCGGAAGAAGUGUUGA
Molecule: messenger RNA, 2436 nt
Organism: Aspergillus novofumigatus IBT 16806
Lineage: Eukaryota; Fungi; Ascomycota; Eurotiomycetes; Eurotiales; Aspergillaceae
Product: phosphoketolase family protein
Exons: 1
Coding region: 1-2436 (811 amino acids)
Biological process (GO): carbohydrate metabolic process
Molecular function (GO): aldehyde-lyase activity
Source: RefSeq, a predicted model, not a curated record